Colius striatus (speckled mousebird) is the source of this 303-nucleotide messenger RNA. Its product is annotated as C-X-C motif chemokine 5-like. Bases 1 to 303 code for a protein of 100 amino acids. NCBI's taxonomy places the organism in Eukaryota, Metazoa, Chordata, Aves, Coliiformes, Coliidae. Gene Ontology annotation, biological process: inflammatory response; antimicrobial humoral immune response mediated by antimicrobial peptide; cellular response to lipopolysaccharide. Gene Ontology annotation, molecular function: chemokine activity; CXCR chemokine receptor binding. The transcript is spliced from 4 exons. The record is from RefSeq and is a predicted model, not a curated record. Gene Ontology annotation, cellular component: extracellular region.
AUGGCUGUGCGGGCUGCCCUGCUGCUGUGCGUGCUGCUGGCAACCCACCACCUCGUGGAGGCAGCUCUCCUGGAAGCCAAUGGCAACCUGAGCUGCCGCUGUGCCAAGACCACCAGGUCCUUCAUUGCUCCUGAGAAAUACAGCAGCGUCGAGGUCCGGCCGGUGGGGAGCAGCUGCCGGCGCCUUGAGGUGGUGAUUAAGCUAAAAAGUCAGAAGACUGUCUGUGUGGAUCCCAACACCCUUUGGGUGAAGAAACUCCUGCAAGACCUCCGGAACCUGAGGAAGAAAGAGGCUCCGCAAUGA